Branchiostoma belcheri (Belcher's lancelet) is the source of this 1631-nucleotide messenger RNA. RefSeq names its product probable thiopurine S-methyltransferase. The record is from RefSeq and is a predicted model, not a curated record. Gene Ontology annotation, molecular function: thiopurine S-methyltransferase activity. Lineage: Eukaryota; Metazoa; Chordata; Leptocardii; Amphioxiformes; Branchiostomatidae. The transcript is spliced from 8 exons. Bases 198 to 983 code for a protein of 261 amino acids.
AGCUGAACCACCCUUAGUUGCGGGCUCAAUGACUCAGCAAGCAACUGCUUACUUUAAGACUUCUAUAUAAUUCAACACAUAAACCUUGGCUGUAAUAAUUGUCUUGACAAAAAAAUCUUGAAAUUUGAGGGAAAAAACAACUUAAAUACAGUGUGUGAUUAUCAGUGACUUGACAGUUGUCAGAGGUCAAAUUCAAAAUGGCGGACGCAGAACAACAUGUCGGUUCGGAGGACGCCCUGUGUGAGUGCCGUCGGGGGUGGGAAGAACUGAAACCCGGAGAGAACCCGUGUUUCCACAGGACACGGGUCCACCCUGCUCUCAUCAAGCACAUCGAUCAGCUGACAGGAGGUCAAGAAGGGCUCAGGUUCCUACUGCCGCUGUGUGGGAAAUCACUGGACAUGAAAUGGUUGCAAGAGAAGGGGCACACCGUUGUUGGUGUAGAGUUUGUGGAGAAGGCAGCCCAGCACUUCUUUGAAGAACAUGGCAUCAAACCUACUGUAUCAGAAGAGCCCUCUAUCGACGGGGGCAAACUUUACAAGGGCCUUGAUGGAAAGAUCUCUAUCUACAUCUGCGACUACUUUGAUUUUAGCAGUGCUGCAUGUGGCCAGUUUGAUGCUGUAUGGGACAGGGGAUCUCUCAUGGCUAUGGAAGUAAAGGAUCAAAAGAGGUAUGUGGAUCUGACCAAGUCCCUGAUGAAGCCAGGUGCCAGGUACAUGGUGGAGACAUUCGAGUGCAGCGAAGGUCAAGGUCAGAGCAAAGGGCACGGACAUGAACCUCAGCAUCAUCACCAUGGCAACGAGCAUACACAAGCUCAUCACUCUCAUGGAGAGGGAGGCGAGGACUUUAUCACAGGAGAGCAGAUUGGAGGGCUGUUUGGAGCUGGUUAUGAAAUUUCCUGUCUGGAAGACAAAAAUUCUCCGGAGGACGAGUUUGCAAAGCAGCAUGGGUACAUCAGUCUCAUCUAUUUCCUGAAACCUAAGUAACCUCAGAACCACAAAUUACUUCAUCAACGUCAAUUUAGUUUUGUUUGUUUGUUUGUUUGUUCAUUUGUUUGUUUGAAAUUUAGAGAAUACAUUUCAUACAUCACUAUGUUCUGAGGUUCAUUUUGCUGAAUGUGUGUUUUGUCAGCACAUUAGUCUAACAGCAAAUUGUAUUUCAUAACAAUUUCUGUGUUUUCUACAUUUUGUAUAAUUAUGGGCUCUGACUUUUUUGGUUCAGACUGGUAAUUUGAAUCGUCAUCUUAUUACCAUGAUGAUAACAGUUACUAUAAUACUAACCAUCAAUGUUAGAUGCCAAUUCUCUUUCGUCCUUUCUGCGGAAAAGAUUGGCAGUUAAAAUAGGUUUGGUAACCAGGCUAUAUCAAUGUUACAUGAAAACUCCCAGGCAGACUGAACACCAUAAUGAUUGUUUUAUUGACCUCACACAGUUUUAAAAUCAUGGUGAUGCAAACUUGCGGUCAUCUGAAUAUGUACUAUAUAAACGGAUUCAUUCCACAAGUGUCCAUUUACAAAUAACUCACUCUAAAACAGGGUAUGACCAAUAUUGCCUAGGAUGAAUUUUACACUGCAAGUAAUAAACGGAAAAGCAUUAAAGAUGAUAAUUCAUUUUGUUAUUUAGUCAAAUGAUUUGUA